CAGCCAGUGCCAGCCAUGCCUUUUGGGAAGGCCCCAGUAGCAGUUUCUUGGGCACCGCCGGGCCAGACCUAGAGAGAUGCCGUCUCUACGCUGCCUGUGUCAUAGCUCUUGGCACACUGGGUCUCACACGCCACUGAGUUCCAGGCAUCUCAUCAUGUCUUGACCUUGACACGUCUCGCAGCCAACCGCCGCCCAGAAGGCCUGUUGGCAGACGAACGUUUCCCGCUCUUGACAGCCGAAGUUGCAGGAAUCUUGCAUACUUUGGUUCCACGAGCUCUUGCGGAUGUCGCUUGGAGCUGUGGCCGUUUGGUUUUACGAGGCAGUCCUUUGGCCUAGGCCGUGGCAUGGGAAUGCCAGUCCUUGGCUCAAGGCUUCCAUGCGCAGGGCUUGGUCAACAGGGUGUGAGCACCUGCGAAGUUGAUCUAUGACGAGAUCCCCUUGGUUCAGACCAUGGCUAAGCUGGUGCAGCUACAAGCCGAGAACUUUCGGCUGCAGUGGUUGGUGCGAAGCAUUUGGGCCUUCGCCAAGCUGCGCUUUGAAGAUUGGCCCUUUUUCCACCUGAUGAUGACUUUGGUCAGCAAGAAGGAGGAGGAUUUUCAAGUCUACGACAUGCAGGUCACCACGAACUUUGUGUGAGCGAUGGGGCGCGUUGCCUACCUUGACGCAGAUGGCGGUGCCAUGGAAGCAGUAGGCCGGGUGGCUGGCCAUUCCAGGCUGUUGGAGUGCGACUUCCAGGGCUUGGCCAACAUGCUGUGGAGGAUGGCAGUGCUGGAAAUGGCAUCCCCGGUGGCUGCAAUGGCCACACCAGUAGCAGAGCGGCUGCCAGAAUUUGAGCCGCAAAACUUGUCCAAUGUGGCCUGGGCUAUGGCCAAGGUGGCAUGGAGGUAGCGGCCGUUGUUAGAAGCAAUGAGUCGGCAGAUGCAGCUCAAGAUGUCAAGAUUUGACCCGCAAGGAUUGGCUAAUUCCGCCUGGGCCCUUGCAAAGCUACUGUACAAAGACCAGCCCUUUCUGGAUGCGGUUGCUGCUGCCUGUUUGGAGCGUAUUGAGCAAUUUGAGCCACAGAGCUUGGCCAACAUGGCAUGGACCUGGGCUACGCUGCAGGUUCAGAAUCAUCCUUUGAUCUUGAUCAUUUCACACCAUGCGCUGAGUCAGAUGAAACUGUUUCGACCCCUGCCCUUGACAAACUUGGUUUGGUCCUUGGGCACUUUGCAUUUCGACCAUCCCCUGCUCUUGGAAGCCCUUGCAUGCAGGGUGACGGCCCACAGUCACGAGUACAACCCGCAACAGAUCGCCAGCACUUUGUGGGGCACUGCCAAGCUCUCUCACAAAGAUCCUCCAUUGUUGGACUGUUUGUCGCAACGCUGCCGGCAAAGUCUGUUGCAGUUCGAUGCUCAGAAACUGGCCAAUGUUGCAUGAACUGCUGCGAGCUUGCAGCUGAAUGGAGGGAGGAGCACUGCCUUUCUGGUUGCCAUCUUACCGGAUGCGUGUUGCUCGCAUGUGGAGGAGUUCAGUGCACAGCACUGUGCCAAUGUGGCUUGGUGAUGUGCCCAUUUGGCAAUUGGUGACACCCCUCUCCUGGCCGCGAUAGCUGCGAAGUUUGAGAAGGUGAUCUCUGAAGCAAUACCUCAGGAGCUGUUCAACCUUGCUUGAGGUCAUGGCAAAG
Molecule: messenger RNA, 1663 nt
Organism: Cladocopium goreaui
Lineage: Eukaryota; Dinophyceae; Suessiales; Symbiodiniaceae
Source: the annotation of a GenBank genome assembly